Molecule: messenger RNA, 369 nt
Organism: Suillus subalutaceus
Lineage: Eukaryota; Fungi; Basidiomycota; Agaricomycetes; Boletales; Suillaceae
Exons: 2
Source: RefSeq, a predicted model, not a curated record
CGGGGACUUAUCCUUGUCACUUGUGGGCCUGCCAUACGGGUCAGUCAUCACUUUGACUCACUGCUGAAACUGGUGAAGGACGACACCUUUGAUUUCGUCAUUGGAUUUGGAGGAGCCUCGACCCUCCCUGUGAACGUUGGCCCCAUGGUUCAAGCCUUUGUUCGCAAUGCUACACUGUUCGGAAUACCGGAUGUCUGGGACUCAUUGUGCGAAUUGCUCGCCUCCAGUCCAGAUGUUUUAGACUACAACACUGUGGUGAUUGUCUAUGGCUCAUAUGUGGAGGGGAAGCGCAUAGUUGAGAGCAGAGAGAUAAGCAAGCACCGUCCUCCGUAUCGUGCGUUUGGUCAUGAGUUCAGUGCAUGUGCAAAG